Molecule: messenger RNA, 1674 nt
Organism: Benincasa hispida (wax gourd)
Lineage: Eukaryota; Viridiplantae; Streptophyta; Magnoliopsida; Cucurbitales; Cucurbitaceae
Source: RefSeq, a predicted model, not a curated record
AAACAACCUUUUUUAUUUUCUAUUUUUUCCAUUUCAUUUUCAUUUUCAUUUAUUUCCCUCCUUUGCUUUCACCACUGAAAAUACUCUGCAACUUUCUUGUGUCUCUAAACACUCACUCACUCACGCACUCCCAUCUCUCCUCUUCCAUUUGUCAGUACCUUUCACUUUCUUCAAACAAAUCCCUAAACUUUUCCCCUUAGAAUCUUCUUCUUCUUCUUCUUCUUCUUCUUCUUCUUCUUCUUCUUCCUCCUCCAUUUCCAAUGAUUGGUAAUGUCAAGCAUUCUCAUCCCUUACUAACUCUCAAGGAAUCUACUUUCCGUUUUCUCUCAUCCCUUCCCACUUCUCUUCUUUCUCUUCUCCUUCUCGUCCUUUUGGCUUACAAUGGCCUUCAUGUUUUCUGUUGUUCCCCACCCUUGUCGGAGAAGACGCCACAUCCCGCUGCCUUCUCGCCGGAAAAACGAUGGUCCAACCUUUCUUCUUCCGUUUCCACUUCAACCCAUGUUCUUUUUUCCGUCGAAGAAAACCACCCACCGCCGACUUUAAAAUCAAAUUCCUCUAUCUUUCAUCAUCCCCACUUCAAAACCCGACGCGGUGAUGACUCUGCCAGCCGACUGGCGAAGAGGGUCGGGAAGCAUAAGCGCCGCCUGAGAAGUCUCCGGCCUGAAUCAAGAGAAAACGAAUUUUCAGCAAGGAUUGAAGAGUUCUUUGCUGCAAAUUCAUGUAAGCUUCGAUUCUUCAUGACUUGGAUUUCGUCAUUGAAUUCUUUUAGUGACAGAGAAUUAUGGGCAAUACAGAGCGUAUUCAAAGUCCAUGAACAUGGAAAUCCCUGUUUGGUCAUCGUCUCAAAUUCCCUCGAUUCCACAAAAGGGAAACAAAUUCUCAGCCCAUUCUCGGAGAAGGGAUUCUCCUUAUUCGCAAUUUCGCCGGAUUUCGAUUCAAUAUUCAGAAACACCGAAGCAGAGCCAUGGUUCAAUCUACUCCGGCAAGGAAUCAUAAAACCCGGCGAAAUUUCUUUGGGUCAAAACCUCUCAAACUUACUCAGAUUGGCUCUAUUAUACAAAUUCGGCGGCAUUUACAUCGACGCCGAUGUGAUAAUCCUAAAGAACUUCACAAAUCUCCGAAAUGUAAUUGGGGCUCAAACCAUCAAUUUGAAAACAGGGAAUUGGAGCAGAUUGAACAACGCAGUGAUGAUCUUCGACAAAAAUCACCCACUUCUUCUUCAAUUCAUCCAAGAAUUCGCCACAACAUUCGACGGAAACAAAUGGGGACACAAUGGACCGUAUUUAGUAUCGAGAGUGAUAUCACGGUUGAACCAAAAUCCUGGGUUUAAUCUGACUGUUCUUCCUCCAUCGGCGUUUUACCCUGUUGUUUGGAACAGAAUCAAAUCUCUGUUUCAAGGUCCAAAAGAUGCAGUUCAUUUGAAAUGGGUAAUUGCGAAACUGAAAUACAUUCGAUCCACUAGUUUGGCUCUGCAUUUGUGGAACAGCCAUAGCCGAAAGCUUCAAGUUGAAAAGGGGAGCAUUGUCGAUAUUAUAAUAACGAUGAAAUCAUGAAAUUAUAUUAUAGAGUUCAAAACUUCGAGUAUAAUUUUCUGGGAGAUCUUUUUGUACUUUGUUUCUGAAAAGUGCAAUGUAAUAAUAAUGCAAAGAAAAGGUGUGAAAUUUAGACAGCAAA